AUGCUGUCACAAGUGGCUGAGGCUGUCCUGACCGGGAGUCCUCUUCCGGAGGGUGGAGACUGGGGGCCUUAUACUACAAGGACCAAUGAACUUAGUCUGCACGAAGGAUGCCUCUUGUGGGGAGCCCGUAUCAUCGUUCCGAAGUCCCUGCAAUCCCAAGUCCUAAAGCUGUUGCAUGCUGGCCACCCUGGAAUUGAGAAAUCAAAGAUGAUUGCUAGGUCCCAUGUGUGGUGGCCUGGAAUCGAUAAUGACAUGACAAACCAGGUGCGGAGCUGCCCUGUUUGCCAAGCGCACCAGAAGUCUGCCCGGAGGAUACCAAUUAUGCCAUGGCCAUUUCCUGACAAGCCCUGGUCCAGGAUCCAUGUUGAUUCUGGAGGUCCAUUCAUGGGACACUACUUCCUUGUGAUGGUGGAUGCUUUUUCCAAAUGGGUGGACGUUCACCCUGUUCCAUCACCAUCUGCAGAGGCCACAAUCUCUGUGUUCAGGACUGUCUUUGCUCAGCAUGGUCUGCCAGACGUCAUUGUUUCAGACAUUGGGCCAGCAUUCACCAGCAUCCAGUACGCCGACUUCCUGAACAGGAAUGGCAUCCGUCGCAUGCUGGUGCCUCCUUAUCACCCUGCUUCCAAUGGUGCUGCAGAGCGGGUCGUGCAGACCAUCAAAGAUAAAUUAAAGAAAAGCACACCGGGUGAAUUCAGGACGCAAGUGGCCAGGGUGCUCUUUCACUACCGUUCAACACCUCAUCAAGUAACAGGCCGUGCGCCGUGUGAGUUGCUCAUGGGGAGACGCAUAAAGACACCCUUGGAUGUCAUGUGCCCAAGUCUUUGA
Messenger RNA from Rhipicephalus sanguineus (brown dog tick), 825 nucleotides. RefSeq lists its product as uncharacterized. NCBI's taxonomy places the organism in Eukaryota, Metazoa, Arthropoda, Arachnida, Ixodida, Ixodidae. The transcript has a single exon. Gene Ontology annotation, molecular function: nucleic acid binding. Gene Ontology annotation, biological process: DNA integration. The record is from RefSeq and is a predicted model, not a curated record. Bases 1 to 825 code for a protein of 274 amino acids.